Messenger RNA from Emericellopsis atlantica, 4826 nucleotides. RefSeq names its product mediator complex subunit 13 C-terminal-domain-containing protein. Bases 247 to 4731 code for a protein of 1494 amino acids. NCBI's taxonomy places the organism in Eukaryota, Fungi, Ascomycota, Sordariomycetes, Hypocreales, Bionectriaceae. Gene Ontology annotation, biological process: regulation of transcription by RNA polymerase II. Gene Ontology annotation, molecular function: transcription coregulator activity. Gene Ontology annotation, cellular component: mediator complex. The record is from RefSeq and is a predicted model, not a curated record. The transcript has 2 exons.
UUGACCUGGCUCGUCCUAUUGUCGAUCUGACGUGCGGUCAACUCGUGGAGAUGGAGACCAGUGAGACGCAGCGGGCUAUAUCAAAAGAAAAAAGCGCUACAAUUUUGCGGGCUGUCCGCUCAUAUCUGUGAGAGGGGAAGGCGUCGUGCUCAUCUGUUUCAGUGGCCGGCAGAAGAAAGCGUCCCAAAUUCGCAAAUUCCCGGACACUAGCUGGUCGCGCAGUGGCGUCGAUGAAGGGACUUCGACAUGGAGACUGGCGAAUUUGGGACCAAUACCCUGUUGGUUAGCAACAUCUCGUCUGUGGCAUACCGAAUCUACGAACCUUUGCCUGAACAUCACCAAACGUUCCCUACAGCGGCCAUUGACGUCGAAUGCACCCUCCGAGACGAUGGACAUCUUGUCUUCUACGAUGCCACUCGGCGAGCAAUAUGGCAGUUCGGGAUAGAGCAGAAGGAUGGCACAAGCAGCGCGCCUGCUGAGCCACCUCGCACGCUCAAAACAGCGGGAUUCACGCUGAUCUUGACCGAAGAGGCCAUUUUCGAGCCAUCAAAGCUCCAGAGAACGAGGUCCCAUGCCCCUUCGAGCAUCAACACUCCCGUCAGCGCGUCAUCAACGGGCGCUACACAAGAUCACACUGCACGCGCCACCAACCUGAGUCUAUCACAGGGGCUUCAGGCAGGAGGGCAUGAACAAGAUGCAAAAUUGGGGGACCUGAUGGAUGUCGAUGCGAAGCCUCCACAGACGACAGUCAGGAUGGCAUAUGAGCUUUUCAUCGCAGCCAUUUUAUUAUCAAUAUCGACUAGGUUCUGUCCCGCGAUAGGUGCGGUACCUCUGAAUUACCGCACUGUGCUACUGCCUUCGACAAGCGAUCAAGGAGCCCGCGAGACUGACACAAAAGACUUGCCAAAAGGGUCUUCAAUACUGGGCACUUUUAGUGCAUAUUUGACGACACAAGGUUCACUCAUCAUCAGCUUGCAGCUGUCUCUCUGCAAUGGCUUGCUGUCUCUUGAUAACGUGUUCGCCUCCACAUAUGGACAGACGAUACUAGCAGCACCCUUCGGCAUACAGGCAACAAACCCGCUAUCCGCCGUUGCUGACCCAGGCACUGUGAGUCUGGCUCAAACACCGGCAACACAGGCCUUGAGUGUCCGAGGAUUACCAGAUGUCGAUGAGCGCAAAUGGAAACAAAAUUGCAUCAAAACAUUGCAAUCACGCGGCAUUCCAUCUGCUGCAAUCGAAGGGUGCACCUGGGUCAGCAUCAGUGUAUCACGACGGCGGGUAUGUGACACGAGGAGUGAACCUCGACGACACAGGGAUGGCUCCAUCAUGGCUUUCAUACCAUGGCCAGGUCCUCUUUGUUUUCGUCAGAAAACGCUCGAGACGUCAACGGGAACUCGGCUCGCGAACGAUACACUGAAUGGACAUGAGGAAAGCCACGAUCCUCUUGGCAAUGCUAGACGGUGGCUCUCUUGCGCCAGUGAACGAGAUGGACAGAUCGCGAAACGUAAAGCCAUGAGGGCCGUACCAGCCUCAGGUGACAAUGAGCAUGCGCCGCAGCCAGGACCACCCCCGGUGGCUCCCACACCAGCUGCUCUGGCUCGCCCAGGUACCACAGUCGCCAGUGCCAUGUACCCCACGCCCCCCGACGGUGUACAGCCGCCAAGUGACGUCGCUCCAAUGCUCGAUAGUCUGGUCUCGAGUCCCAAGAACCAUGUCUCCUCGACAGCAGCUGCUGACUUGGACGGAAUGAGCAUCGAUGGGCUCGGUACAGAGACUGACAUAUGGGGACAAUCGGAAUUUAGCCGAGAGCGGAGUGACAGUAACGUCUUGAGUGACCAAGAUAACAUGCUCAUUGGGGGUGAUAUCUUUGGCGAUAAUGACGUUACUGAAGAUGACUUCCGUUUCUUCGAUGAGCAACCCGAUGAGAUGGACCUUGGCAUUGCUGAUUACGCGCCAACGAGCGACAUCAGCCCUCCGAAGAACAGCAUCUCUAAGACCAGCACCCCCAAAGCCGUGCACGAGACUCCUGCAAGCACCCCAAUGUCCACGAAUCCACCGCUGCAGGACGCCGAUGUCUUUAAGAAGCCGGAGCUGAAGCACGCUAGAAGCUACAUGAGCCCAGCGACGUCCCAGACCGUCUCCGGCAAGUUAGUGUCCUCACCAAAGCGCGAAGGAAGUCCUUUCAGUCCCGAGGCAGUUUUCAAGCGCGUGCGUGGGUCAUUGGAACCACCAAGAGAGACCUCCGCUGCGAUGCCACCACCUGGCCGUCGACGUGGCAGUAUAUUCGACAAGGUGGACAUCGGGCCAGCGCUUCCCCUUAUCAAUAAAAAGUAUGAGAAGGGUGGCAUCUUCUCAUUUGACCCGGGAGUCGCUCUGACCAAGAACCAUGCACACCACGUCGGCUCGUUGCCCGAAACCGACUAUUUGCGAAGGCACAGUCGACGCAAUCGAAAGCUGAAAGAGUUGCCUACCCAAGCACCAGCAGCACACAUGAGCCCCUUCAACAAGCAAGAUGGCGGAUCAGCCAGCGACGAAGAUGCCAGCAGCGCGCAAUCCGAGGAGGACGACACAAGUUACACAUCGGACGAGGCUUUUUCACCCUCCAAGGCGACAUUUAGGCGAGGGGCCCAGGAGGACGACGUUGCCUCCCAAGUGACGUCUCUGCGAGACGCUGAGGCCCUCGAAGAAUCUGAGCAACACCUGGUGGUGGAGUUGCCGCGUCUUUCGAAGCCGGGCCCUGACGAGCUGCCUCUGGCGCGAAUCUUUGCCGACCCUGAGCCAAUGGGAACGCAACUGUCCUUGACGGACGAGACACUCGUAGCUGUCGCUCAGGUCUUGACGGAACAGGCGUCCACUGGCUUCGUGGACAUUGGUGGCAUGCGCGCGUCCGAAAGCCACCUCGCGCUGGCCACAAGUCAUCGAAGGACACUGGCAGGUCGGAUGCGCGAGUCCCUGGAGGCUUUACACGAAACAGCACCCGCAUGCUUCACGGGUUGGACUCGCAACAGCCUCAAAGGUCUUCUUGACUUGCCAGACGUGCCACUCGGUGGACAAGCAAUGCGGAUGGGGAUGAGCAAUCGCAAUCAAGCGGCUAGCGGACAGGAAGGCAACGUGGCGGCACAGCUGAGGCCCAGUAGUCUCUAUCCCAUCCCUUACCAUCGCCUUGAAGUCCGCAGGGCGGAGACGAGUCUGUCCGUGCUGCCGACAGCGGUAUCGUUUUGGGAUAGUCUAGGGCUCGCACCAGCUUCUGGGAGUAAAGAGGUGCAGACCUUAUGCAUGUUUCCUCGGUGGACAGGCAUGCAAGAUAACGUGCGCUCGUUUCUGGAGAGUAUGGGGGGCAUAUACGAGCUUCUCAAGCUUGGCAGCUUUGUCAGGCUCACAUUGUCGGAUGAUAUGGAGCCUGGCAUGAUGCCAUUCGAGGUUGACCGGAUAUCUACGUCGCCAGACGCGAGCGUGUCCGGGCAUGGCUCGGCUCUUCUCGACAGCAUGAACGCUCUGCAGUCUGCCUUGGCUGCUUUGCCUGCAUCGGAGGUCAACAUCGCCGUGCUCAUGGUGUACUCCCCUGGCAACCCGACGUCCAUUGUCGAAGCAUGCUUAGCGUUUCAGCAGUUUACUGAGUUGUACGCAAAGCAGGCGGCGACAAGGGAAGGCGGACCACCCGGGUUGACUUUGCAGCUGGUGUCCAUCGAUUUAGUCUCAUCUGCGACCACGCUCGUCGUUCCGUCAUCCAGUGCGUUGGUCAAGCUAUGUCUUGAGCUGUACGAUCGAUGCGCCGCCGUGGGAGGACCAUCGCCUGCGCCGGCUAUCGUACUCGAGCAACCAUUACCUCGAGUGAUUGAUUUCAAGCUCACGUCGAAUCCUUCUGCCUCUUUGAUACACGAAAAUUCAUGUUUUCACGUCAGCUACGCCUGCAGCCAGGAUGAGCGAUGGGUGUCGGCAGCAUGGACUGACGACAGGGGUACCCAACAAUCAACUGCUGCCUACUGUCUAGGUCGCAAGGGACGCCCGUUGUCCACAACAAUGCACGAGGUUGCACAUGAGAUAUGGGAAACCACCUUGGACAUGAUUGCGUUUCGCAAGGUUCACUGGCGGCUCAUCAUCACCAAAGUCGGCAACAUGGACAAUGCCGAAAUCGACUUCUGGUCUGAUCUUAUGAGGACAGAAAGCAGGGCGCAUGUUGCGGUGAUCCUCAUGACGGUCGACACCAAUCCCAGUCUACAGAUUGUUCCCCCCAGUGUUCAAGUGGCCGCGUCCAGCGCGGGAUUCUACACGACCCCUGUUUCGACUCCUCAGAGCAUCAUGGUCUCGCCUGAGCAGUCCUCAGCCCAGGCGGCGCCGCCCACGCCAACCGCAACAGACGGUAACACGGAUCCCGAGGCGGACGCCAUACUUUUGGAUUUGACGGACCAAACAUUCGGUGCCGUUGUCGGCCAUCGGCUCAACGUCUCGCAGACGCCGUUGGAACUCCAACCAUCCCUGGUAAGCGGGUUUCUCAUCAAGAAGACCAGCAAGGAGGUGGAGGAACCUCCUGUCGUGAUGGAGGUCAAUCUCGUGCAUACAGAGGGGACGGGUCGACCUUACGAACCACUGCUGCGGGAGAUGCUGAACAAUUUCCGCGGCCUGAACACGUUGGCGCGAUCCAGAGGCGUUGUGGACAAGGCUACGGACGUACGGCCAUGGCACGUUGCUGCGGCGGAGAAGGCUGUUCGAGCAUUGUAUAUGCUACUGUAAAUCUGGUACCAUUGGUAUGGGUUGGCAUUGAUCCGGAGCACGAUUAGAGCAGCCCAGGACGGUGCGGUUUUUUGGGGGGGGGGGCGUUGAGCAUU